Xenopus laevis (African clawed frog) is the source of this 1058-nucleotide messenger RNA. RefSeq names its product S-phase kinase-associated protein 1 S homeolog (gene skp1.S). The coding region runs from base 265 to 804 and encodes 179 amino acids. The transcript is spliced from 6 exons. Gene Ontology annotation, biological process: protein ubiquitination; ubiquitin-dependent protein catabolic process. Lineage: Eukaryota; Metazoa; Chordata; Amphibia; Anura; Pipidae. The record is from RefSeq and is a predicted model, not a curated record. Gene Ontology annotation, cellular component: SCF ubiquitin ligase complex.
GUGUGCGCCUUGUGUUGUAGGCCGCGUUGUGCGCCGGCGUUAAAGUUUCUGCGCUCGCCAUGUGAGAGGGAGAGACGCUUUACCUCACCCCCUCCUACGCUUCUUCUUCUUCUGUCUCUCCUCUUCGCUGUGCGCGACCCCAGUUUCCAGCUGACCCCCCCCCCCAGUCCCAUUCGGCGUUCGUGUUGUUGUCGGGGAAACAUCGGAUACUUUGUGAGGCUUCCACAGACCUUUUCCUUUGUUUACUUGAAUUACUUGUAAUUUAUGUCACAACUUGAAACUUUCCAGAGAUCUUUUACCAGUUUAAACCAGAUGCCUUCUAUCAAACUGCAGAGUUCUGAUGGAGAGAUUUUUGAAGUGGAUGUUGAAAUUGCAAAGCAGUCCGUAACAAUUAAAACUAUGUUGGAAGAUCUGGGUAUGGAUGACGAAGGUGAUGAUGAUCCUGUGCCACUUCCCAAUGUUAACGCUGCAAUUCUUAAAAAAGUCAUCCAGUGGUGUACACAUCAUAAAGAUGAUCCCCCACCACCCGAAGAUGAUGAAAACAAAGAGAAGAGAACAGAUGAUAUCCCUGUAUGGGAUCAAGAGUUUUUAAAAGUGGACCAGGGAACACUAUUUGAACUUAUUUUGGCUGCCAACUAUUUGGAUAUCAAAGGAUUGCUUGAUGUCACCUGCAAGACAGUCGCAAACAUGAUUAAAGGAAAAACACCAGAGGAAAUUCGAAAGACCUUCAACAUCAAAAACGACUUUACUGAGGAGGAAGAAGCUCAGGUACGCAAAGAGAAUCAGUGGUGUGAAGAAAAGUGAAGUUGCAUACCUGUAACACUGUACAAGUCGUUCCAAAUCAACUAGUUGCACUGCUCUGUUUAUACUAGACAAUUCAGCAGCUUAAAUUAGCAGGAGGAUGUUUUGCUGCAUGUGUUAUGUCUCUCAAUUUUUUUUUUUUUUUCUUCUUUGAGUAAUUCAGAUCUUCAAGCCGUGUUUUAGCCAUUGUAAUCUUGUGUGACUUUUCCUUUUUAAAACCAUAAUAAAUCUGUUGGCUGCGCGCUUUGAAGAUGAAA